GACAUUCCUGACCCUCUUGCAUUUUCGGUGAGUCAUUGGUCAGAAGAUCCGUUUGUUGGCAUGGCGUACAGCUUUAUAAAAGUCGGCGCAAACGGCGAAGACUACGAUUUAAUGGCCCAGGAUAUCGACGGAAGAAUAUUUUUCGCCGGCGAGGUUGGUAUUUUAGUAAUCUAA
Messenger RNA from Soboliphyme baturini, 174 nucleotides. NCBI's taxonomy places the organism in Eukaryota, Metazoa, Nematoda, Enoplea, Dioctophymatida, Soboliphymatidae. The record is from the annotation of a GenBank genome assembly.